Capra hircus (goat) is the source of this 2407-nucleotide messenger RNA. RefSeq names its product DnaJ heat shock protein family (Hsp40) member B1 (gene DNAJB1). The transcript has 3 exons. Gene Ontology annotation, cellular component: cytosol. Lineage: Eukaryota; Metazoa; Chordata; Mammalia; Artiodactyla; Bovidae. Gene Ontology annotation, molecular function: transcription corepressor activity; Hsp70 protein binding. The record is from RefSeq and is a predicted model, not a curated record. The coding region runs from base 205 to 1227 and encodes 340 amino acids.
CGGCGCGGCCCCGCCCCGGAUGUCGCGCGUCGCAGCCUGGACGACGGGGAUUGGCCAAAGCCGCGUGAGGGGCGGGGCGGAAGGUUCUGGAGGGGGCUGGCGGGCUCUGGAAGCUUCCGCCGGACGGGUAUAUAGAGUCCGGGACGGGGCGGUGGCGGAGCCGGGGGACGGCGACAGCUGGGUGGCGGGCCGCAGGCGGGGGCAAUGGGAAAGGACUAUUACCAGACGCUGGGCCUGGCCCGCGGUGCGUCGGACGAGGAGAUCAAGAGGGCCUACCGCCGUCAGGCGCUGCGUUACCACCCGGACAAGAACAAGGAGCCCGGCGCUGAGGAGAAGUUCAAGGAGAUCGCCGAGGCCUACGACGUGCUCAGCGACCCGCGCAAGCGCGAGAUCUUCGACCGCUACGGGGAGGAAGGCCUGAAGGGCAGUGGUCCCAGCGGCGGGAGCAGCGGUGGUACUAACGGUACCUCCUUCAGUUACACAUUCCAUGGAGACCCUCAUGCCAUGUUUGCUGAGUUCUUCGGUGGCCGAAAUCCCUUUGACAACUUUUUUGGGCAGCGCAACGGGGAGGAAGGCAUGGACAUCGAUGACCCGUUCUCUGGCUUCCCCAUGGGCAUGGGUGGCUUCACCAACAUGAACUUUGGCCGCUCCCGCCCUGCCCAAGAGCCCACCCGAAAGAAACAAGAUCCCCCCGUCACCCAUGACCUUAGGGUCUCACUUGAAGAGAUCUACAGCGGCUGUACCAAGAAAAUGAAAAUCUCUCAUAAGCGGCUGAACCCCGACGGAAAGAGCAUUCGCAAUGAAGACAAAAUCUUGACCAUCGAAGUGAAGCGGGGGUGGAAAGAAGGGACCAAAAUCACCUUCCCCAAGGAAGGAGACCAGACUUCAAACAACAUUCCAGCCGAUAUUGUCUUUGUUUUAAAGGACAAGCCACACAAUAUCUUUAAGAGAGAUGGCUCUGAUGUCAUUUAUCCAGCCAGGAUCAGCCUUCGGGAGGCUCUGUGUGGCUGUACAGUGAAUGUCCCCACUCUGGACGGCAGGACCAUACCCGUUGUGUUCAAAGAUGUCAUCAGGCCUGGCAUGCGGCGAAAAGUUCCUGGAGAAGGCCUCCCUCUCCCGAAAACGCCCGAGAAACGCGGGGACCUCAUUAUUGAGUUUGAAGUGAUCUUCCCUGAAAGGAUUCCCCAGACGUCAAGAACCGUUCUUGAGCAGGUUCUUCCGAUAUAGUCAAUCCGUGUUCCCCAAGGACUGACCAGGGACCUUUCCAGAGCUCAAGGAUUUCCUGACCGUUCCACCAGCUGUGGACCCGCGAGAGGGCGGGAGGGCCCAGGGAGGGCUUUCAUACUGCUGAAUGUUUUCCAGAGAAUAUAUUACAAUCUUUCAAAGUCGUGCACUAGACUAAAGUUGUUUUUCGAGCGGUAGGGCGGCAGGUGGCGGGGACAGCAGGCAAAGGCAGUGCAGUCUGCCCCACUGGGUCCUUGCAGCCCUCCUGGGUGGGCAGCACCCCCCUCCUCCCUCUCCAGGCCCUGCCCAGGGGGAGAGGCAGACCGCGGACCCACAGCUGGACUUGAUCCCCCUGUUGUAGUCCCUCCGCUUGCAGACAUCGUGGGGUGUGGACCUGCCUUCAUGGUUACCAGACCCUGUACACUCCUGAGUUUCUAUUGUGUGAUCAGUUCGUGUUUUAUUCUGUAUUUGUCUCCCCCAUCUUGCCCUUCCCCUAAGAAACCCCGUCUUCUCUUUUGCCAUCUCAAAUUGAGAAUCUCAACUCUGGUUGUUGAACUGCCUGGCCAGCUCCCACAAGCAAUACCUCCCUUGUUCCAGCAGGACCAAGGGAGCCGGCCUUCACUGAGUGAGUAACUUGUGCAGCUGCCUCUCCCUCAAGGGUGGGGGACCUUGGCUGGAGUCUUGACCCCAGGCUCCCAGACCCAGGUCUUCACCUUCCUUUGCUGUGAGGCAAUCUAUUGGCACACCUGGGAUUUCCCCGUGACCCAGGUCAUUUUUUUUGUUCAAUGGACUCUGGACUCUCUCAAAAGGAUCUGAUCCUUUUGAAUUUUGCACAGCCCUAGCUAUAAUCCCUUUUGAUAAAAGGGUCUUUGCUUCUGAUUACAGGAGCACUGUGGAACGCCUGUAAAUAUGUUUUUAUAAUUCUGUGUAAAGUUGGUGUGCAGUCAGACGAAACCGGUCCACAGCAGCUGCUGCUCUCUGUAAAGGGCCAUGAUGGAACUGAGAAAGAACCUGAUGGGAGGUGGGGGGCAGGGGGGUGUUGGAACAAGUGUUUGUUCCUUGCAGGUCAGUCUGGUGCUCAGACUUUUAGACUCAUUGUAAGUUGCCACUGCCAACACAAGACCAAAGCGUGUGACUUGUCAAUGUGCAGCGUGACAGCAUUAAAGACUGAUGCUAAACCUCA